AACCAAUUUUCGGCUGCACAAGACCUUGUAGGAGGACCAAUUCAUAUCCCAUGCGCCGGAUGGGUAAGCGAGAAUGAACAACGUUUUGUGUCGGUUGUGCUUGACGAAGUGCGAAGAGUGCGAGUUCGGAAUGUGCAUUACGUCCCAGGACGGUGUGCUACGCAAUCUUCCAAAGAUGAUACGGGAGUGCAUCUUAAUCGAUGUGACUGACUGCGAGCCGCAUUUCUUUUCGAAGUUCAUCUGCAACGAAUGCAUCUACCGGCUGGAGCUGUUCUACUCGUUCCGGGAGCAGAGUCUCAAAAACCAGGAGUACUACAAUGGACUGCUGUUGUAUUAUCAGCAAACCAUGCCCUGCACGAGCAAGGCAGUUUCAGCUACAGUGCCGCUACAUACGACGAAUGUUUUUGGAAUCGAAAGCGAACUGCCGCACGAGCCAGAUCAACCGGAACAGCAAAACGAUGAAUUACCUGAUAUCAAUUUUACCAUGAUGGACGAAUCGGAGAAACAUCAGCUGAGCAAAGACUAUGACGAUAUUAUUCGUAGUUUGCAGAAAGAUGAUUUGGAUUUCACUGCAAACGAGGAGGAAUUGGUGAUAAAACAUGAAUUGGAAAUUUCAAUCCAACAAAGUGCCGAGCGCAAACGAACUGAAACCAUGAAGCAGGAGAAACAAGCACAAGAAAACUGUACACUAUCCAAUGCUCACAUGAUGCAGACGCAGUCCAAUGUAUGCUUUGAUCCAUACGUUGAUAUCGCCCAAUCAAUCGUGCACGAUCCGGCUGUUCAAACUACGCCAAACGAAGAUGAAGGGCUCGACUAUGACGAUUUUGCUGGAAUUGAAACGGGAGUGUCACACGAUAAUGAAGAGACAAUAACGUCGGAAAUACAAGUGGAGAGUUUAAUUGAAAAUGCUGUACAAGAGGAAAACCUCGACAUGAUGCAGCAGAUCGUUUCCUCCCAGAGCGACCAUUUGACCCCAGUGACCACGGCGGAUAGCUUGAGGGUGGCAUCUCCCGAAACAGCUUCAAUUGAUCGGUUUAGUAAACCAGUGACGGUUUUACCUACCGAUUCGAACUAUUCACCACAGCUCUAUCGUACAGAAAUGGAUUCGAACGCCACGACCAGCAAUAGCAUAAUCCCCAACACCGCCGGUAUCGCAGACGUUCCGCCGGAGCUGGACGAUAAAACGUGCGAAGUUUGCUUCAAGACGUUCCGUAGCCGACAAAAGCUAAAAAUUCAUCGAAAUACUCACCUGCGGGUGGCACCGUUCAAAUGUACCUUCGAUGGGUGUGACAAAGCAUUCAAAUCGCGCAUCGGUCUCGAGGAGCAUCUGGCACGGCACACGAACUGCUUCGAGUACACGUGUGAUAUUUGUUCCAAGGGGUUUCAGCACCGGAGCUACCUGUCCGCACACCGUCGGGCGCAUAAUACGGAGCGCAAUUUUCAAUGCACACUGUGCGAGCAAAGCUUCAAAUCGAAGCAAGCGUUGCUCGAUCAUAAAAAUCGCCAUCUGGGCCUGAAACCGUUCGCUUGUGCUCAGUGUGACAAACAGUACACGAAGAGCUCGCUGCUUCAGGCGCACGUCAAGCAGUGUCACAGCGAAGGAGGCGAUGAUGAUGUUGUGCGUUAUCCGUGCACGGAGUGCGGGAAAAAGUUCACCUCUAAGAGCUACCUGACUGUGCACAAAAAGAUCCAUCGCAAUGAGCGCGAGUUUGUGUGUGAGGUUUGCAAAAAGGGUCACGUGACUCGACAGGAUCUCCUAAUCCACAUGACGAAACACACGGGAGAGAAGUCACUCGUUUGUGAUAUCUGCGGAAAGGCGUACGCUCGCCGUGGCGCCAUGGAAUGGCACCGACGAACGCACACCAAGGAGACGCCGUACAAAUGUGAUAUCUGUGGUCAAACGUUUACGCAGGCCACACCGUUGCAGGUGCACCGUAAGCUGCACGAUACGCCUGGUAAGUUGGAGGAGAAGGGGCAACAGUUGGAUAGCGGGGUGAAGGUAGACCACGGUCGGUAGUUACUUCUGUGGAGAAAUAAAGCAAACGAUUUGCUUUC
Anopheles coustani is the source of this 2055-nucleotide messenger RNA. Its product is annotated as oocyte zinc finger protein XlCOF22-like. The transcript is spliced from 5 exons. Gene Ontology annotation, cellular component: nucleus. The record is from RefSeq and is a predicted model, not a curated record. Bases 74 to 2017 code for a protein of 647 amino acids. NCBI's taxonomy places the organism in Eukaryota, Metazoa, Arthropoda, Insecta, Diptera, Culicidae. Gene Ontology annotation, molecular function: zinc ion binding.